Molecule: messenger RNA, 861 nt
Organism: Kwoniella shivajii
Lineage: Eukaryota; Fungi; Basidiomycota; Tremellomycetes; Tremellales; Cryptococcaceae
Exons: 5
Coding region: 1-861 (286 amino acids)
Cellular component (GO): cytoskeleton
Molecular function (GO): actin filament binding
Source: RefSeq, a predicted model, not a curated record
AUGGCGUCGACGAGUACUCAGACCACAGCUUCGACCUCCACUGCGUCCCGGUUGCACCUUAGAGGCGGAGCUGUCGGUCCUAGAUCAAAGAAGUAUGUCCGCCCAACAUUCUCGUCAAAAGAAGAAGAACGCAAAUAUCAAAAGGAACGAUUGGCUGCAGCGUUUCGAUUGUUUUCAAAAUUAGGCUUCGAUGAAGGUGUUGCAGGUCAUAUCACGAUACGAGAUGCUAUAAAUCCCAACGCUUUCUGGGUAAAUCCAUAUGGAGUCGCCUUUGACCUCUUGACGGUAUCUGACUUGCUUCUGAUUGAUCAUGAUGGCAACAUACUAGAAGGUACCGGCAGGUCUGGUGAUGGACAAAUAUACAAUGCGGCCGGAUUUGCGAUACAUGGAGCAAUUCACAAACUGAGACCGGACAUACACGCUGCUGCACACAGUCAUACCACUUUCGGACGUGCAUUCAGUGUCUUAGGUCGUAAUAUAGACAUUGCGUCACAUGAUGCCGCCCAAUUCACUGAUACUGUACGUUUGUAUGGUAAUUUCGGCGGUAUCGUACUUGACGAUGAGGAGGGAAGAAGAAUAUGUGAAGCCUUAGGACCUAAUGGGAAAGGUGUUAUCCUCCAAAAUCACGGUAUUCUAUCAGCUGCUCAAAGUGUUGAUGCAGCUGUGGCUUAUUUCGUUCGCCUGGAGCAAUUAUGCGAAUCCCAAUUGAUGUCAGAUGCCCUGGGACAUCCUACAAAUGUCAAUCAAGAGGAUAUAGCGGCCGUCUUUGCAACAUAUGGAGGGGAGGAUGAAGCUUAUUUCCAAGCUCAAGAGAUGUUUGAAUGGAUUGAUCAUGAAACAGGCGGUGAUUAUAAGCUAUAA